Messenger RNA from Cyclospora cayetanensis, 603 nucleotides. RefSeq lists its product as uncharacterized. The transcript is spliced from 2 exons. NCBI's taxonomy places the organism in Eukaryota, Apicomplexa, Conoidasida, Eucoccidiorida, Eimeriidae. Bases 1 to 603 code for a protein of 200 amino acids. The record is from RefSeq and is a predicted model, not a curated record.
AUGCGGCAUGCCACCGCCCAGCAAAGAGCCGUAAGCAUGUCACCAUUGUGUCGUGUCCAUGUUGCACUAGUGCUUGAUGAGUGGGAAGGCCUGCGGGAUGAGGUUCUGGUCGGUUUGGGCCUGAGGAUCUUGAGGUACACCCUACUUCGUGCAACUGCGUUUGUUGCGUAUAGGUUGGAAUCGCCUGUGCCUCGCGGAUGCAGCCCCAGCCUUUACCGAUUAAGGCCCUUCGGCUGCCGUCCGGGGCACUUCACGGGAAAAUUUGGCUUGCCGAGAGACGUCUCGCGCUUGUCGACAACAGCGGAUCUGCGGGUUCUUGCUCUGGAUCUGCACUCCGAGAGCCCCUGCGUUGUAUCCGAGGCUUUCCUCCCUGUGGUUUUGUCGUGCUCUUCUACCUGCGCGGCACUGGCGUGCGUACCCUUCCACCGCCUAGAAACGGUUGCACCCGCGGAGGUGCUCGACGAACUCGAUGCUUUGCUCGUGGCCACAAACGGGGCAGCAGCAAUCAUCGAGACAAACAAGCAGAUGCAGGCCCUCGUGAGCAUCAUCACCGAACUGCAAACCAGGUUAGAAUUCCUUGAGUGUGCGCCAGCAAAAGCGUAG